Messenger RNA from Tilletiaria anomala UBC 951, 3030 nucleotides. Its product is annotated as Adaptor protein complex AP-2 alpha subunit. Gene Ontology annotation, biological process: intracellular protein transport; clathrin-dependent endocytosis. Gene Ontology annotation, cellular component: membrane coat; AP-2 adaptor complex. The transcript is spliced from 7 exons. Lineage: Eukaryota; Fungi; Basidiomycota; Exobasidiomycetes; Georgefischeriales; Tilletiariaceae. The coding region runs from base 1 to 3030 and encodes 1009 amino acids. The record is from RefSeq and is a predicted model, not a curated record. Gene Ontology annotation, molecular function: clathrin-cargo adaptor activity.
AUGUCGAGCAAUGUGACCUCGUCGAUGAAGGGGUUGACACAGUACAUUGCGGAUCUGCGUCAAGCCCGGGUACGUGAAAAUGAAGAGAAGCGCAUCAACUUCGAGAUGGCCAAAAUCCGGCAAAAGUUCAAGGACGGUAAUCUGGACGGAUAUGACAAGAAGAAAUAUCUGGCCAAGAUUAUUUUCACCUACAUCCUCGGCUACCCAGUCGAUGUGGGGCACAUGGAGGCGAUCAACCUCAUCGCGAGUCCAAAGUACUCAGAAAAGCAAAUCGGCUACCUAGCGAUCACACUGCUCAUGCAUGAGAAUUCAGACCUCGUACGGCUGGUGGUCAACUCGAUCCGCAAGGAUUUGGACGACAAGAACGAAAUCAACAACUGUCUUGCGCUCCAUGCCAUCGCGAACAUAGGAGGCAAGGAGAUGGCCGAGGCGCUGGUUGCGGAUGUGCACAGACUGCUUAUUUCGCCUACAUCUUGCAGCUUUGUCAAGAAGAAAGCGGCGUUGACGCUCUUGCGCCUGUACCGCAAGCACGUGGACAUCUUCCCAGCGGAGGAGUGGGCGUCGCGCAUCGUCUCGCUCAUGGACGAGGAGAAUCUGGGCGUUGCAUUGGCCGUUACGAGCCUGGUAGUGACUCUUGCACAAGAGCACACGGAUGCGUACAGCAUCGCAUACCAGAAGGCCGUGGACCGGUUAGCAAGGACCGUGCUUGAGGAGGAUUACUCGAACGAGUACGUCUACUACCGCGUUCCGGUACCGUGGCUUCAAAUCAAGUGCCUGCGGCUGCUGCAAUACUACCCACCGUCGGAUGAUCCGACCAUCCGGAAGACGAUCAACGAAGUUCUCGAGGCCAUCAUUGCCGCAUCUACAGAGUCGGCCAAGAACGUCCAACACAACAAUGCACAAAAAGCCGUGCUGUUCGAAGCCAUUAAUCUCGCCAUUCACAUCGACACAGAAUCCACGGUGGUCUCUCGAGCAGCGGUUCUGCUGGGUCGCUUCAUCCUCUCCCGAGAGACCAACAUCCGCUACCUUGGUCUCGACACCAUGGCGCAUCUCGCUGCCUGCGCGGAGUCGCUCGAGCCAAUCAAGAUGCAUCAGUCAACCAUCAUCCAAUCGCUCAAGGACCGGGACAUUAGCGUGCGGCGGAGAGGUCUGGACUUGCUGUACAGCAUGUGUGACGUCACGAACGCCAAAGUCAUCGUCACGGAGAUGCUGCGCUACCUUUCCGUCGCGGACUACGCAAUGCGGGAAGAGCUGGUGCUCAAGAUUGCUAUCCUGACGGAGAAGUUCGCGACAGAGUAUGCAUGGUAUAUCGACACGGUUCUACAGCUGAUCAGCUCGGCGGGCGAUCACGUUGGAGAAGAGGUCUGGUUCCGAGUGAUCCAGAUUGUCACGAACAAUGAGGAUGUGCAGGAGUACGCGGCCACCAAAUGUCUCGAGCACCUCAAGUCUCCGGCGUGCCACGAAAACAUGAUCAAGGUCGGGGGCUACAUUCUCGGCGAGUUCGGGCACCUUAUAGCGAACAAUGAAGGCGCAAGUCCGAUUGAGCAGUUCCAUGCUCUGCAUUCACGCUCGCACCUCUGCACACGGCCGACGCGCGCACUGCUGCUGUCGACGUACGUCAAGUGGCUCAACCUCUUCCCCGAGAUUCGAGAACAGGUCCUUUACGUCCUUAAAAGAUAUCGACACGUACUCGAUGCCGAGCUGCAGCAGCGAGCGUGCGAAUACGUUGCGCUGGCGGAACGGCCAGACGAUGAGCUGCUGCAGAUCGUCUGCGACGAGAUGCCACCUUUCUCGGAGAAGGCUUCUCUGCUUCUCAAUCGCCUGCACAGCAAGCAUGGAAACACUGAGGACAAGCGAACCUGGGUCAUCGGGGGCAAGGACUCCAACCGUGAUCGGCAGCAGGUGCGGCAGCAGAGUGCGGCACGCGGGGCAGCGAAUGGCGGAGCAAUGCCUGCGUACGAUCCAAAAGCUACGCUCAUCCAGUCCAAUGGGCAUUCAGAUGGAUGUGUCACUGCUGGCACAUACGAGAAUGGUACCCACGGAGGUGCCGACAGAGACGACAUUCUCGCAGGCUUGGAGGGACUGGAUAUGAGUAUUAAUGGCUCCGGUGAGGCGGCCUCGGCAGAGGCGGCUGAUGGAGCAGGUAGCGCUCAACAGCCUCUGAUCAACCACGAGUUUGAUGCGCCGUCACGGUCACCAACGAGUCCGAUUGCACUGCAACAGACAGGACUAACAGUGGGGAUCAACGGGGGACCUGACGCUCCCAAAAUUAAUUUUACUCCCGGAUUCGACCGCCAUUUCCGCCGGCUCUGCUUUGCGCACAACGGUGUUCUCUACGAAGAUUCACAGCUUCAAAUCGGUGUCAAGGCCGAGUAUCACGACAGCCUCGGCAGGCUCGCAGUCUACUUUGGCAACAAGAUCGCCGCGCCAUUUACCUCAUUCACCGUCACCGUCCGAUCGCAAGAGCCGGAAGCGUUGUCGGCCACGAUGCCCACAAUUCCAUCGAAUACUGUCGUUGGGAUGUCACAAAUCCAGCAGGUCGUCGAGCUAGAGUGCAUAGACUUCUUCAAGGACCCGCCUGUGAUGCGCGUCUCGUACCUAGCAGGCUCCUUGCAGGAGAUCACGCUGCGCUUACCGGUCGUGCUGACCAAGUUCAUCGAGCCGGUGCAGCUGGGCCAAGCCGAUUUCUUUGAGCGCUGGCGACAAAUUGGCGGCCCGCCGCGUGAAUCACAAAAGGUGUUCGGAUUCAAGCUCACAAGCAGUGGAGACGUUGAUAUCGACAGAAAUCGCAAAGUCGUCAGUGGAGCGCGCUUCAAGAUACUCGAAGGGAUCGAUCCAAAUCCAGUCAAUAUCGUCGCUGCGGGAGUGCUACACAUGGCCCAUGCUGGCAAGGUUGGCUGCCUGCUCCGCGUCGAGCCGAACAAAACUGCCAAGCUGUGCCGAAUCACUGUCCGAACCACGAAUGACGUUAUCUCCGAAGCGAUCAUGACUAGCCUCGUAAGGAACAUGGGAGACGAAAAGAGUGGAUGA